CUUUACUAGCGCGUUGUUUGUCCAUUGGCGUUAAAGGUGGUCAGAUUAUGCCACACAAGCUACCUUUUCGUGUCGUCUAUGUUUCAAGCCAAGACGAACACUUCCCUGCCACAGAACUAAAUCAUCACCAUCCAGGAACUAAAGGAUGGAUUUCUACUCGCUUUUGUUCUUAUCCUCAACAGCUUAUUUUAUCUCUGGAAGCAAAAGCUAGUUUUCGCAAAAUACAGUUACUUUGCCAUCAAUAUUUAAUUGCGUCAAAGAUUGAGUUUUUCGUCGGAGAUACGCCGGACGAUGAAAUGGAACAUUUUAAAAACGCCAGGUAUACUAGACUUGGAUAUGUAGCGCUAUCAGACAAUCAGGCCACAGAGUACAAAGCAAGGGAAUUAAAGUCAGUUCAUAUUGACGCCUCCGGCUCAUAUAUUCAACUGUUUCUCUAUAAAAACCAUCCGAAUAACUUAAACUUAUACAGUCAGGUUGGGAUUGUCGCUAUAAAUCUGAUCGGCGAUUUUAUCGAUAAGAAUGGGCGGUCGGAUUCUGAUGAUUCCCCAGUAGGUCUUUUCAGGCCAGAUUACAUACCUCCCACUGAAGACUUAGCGUUUGAUAUGUAUCAAGAUCCCGAAGUUGCUAACAUAAUAAGAAGGUUAGAAAAACAAAAACGUCUAGCUGUUAAGGCUGAACGUUUUGACCAAGCUCAAGGUAUACGAGAUGCUAUAACUCAACUACAUCAGGUCGGUGAACGUCUCGGUAGAUUAGCACUUGAAAAACAACAAGCUGUUGAGGAAGAAAACUAUGAACAAGCUAAGUUAAAAAAGAAUCAAAUAACUGAAAUGCGUAAUAACUUAUAUCGAGAUAUUGAUUUAAUGAAAUUGUUGUCUAGUAAUACUUCAACAGAACAACGUGAACAACUUUAUGGUCGAUCGGAUAACCAGUUUCCUGAUACGAAUAAUGACCGGAACAAAAUAAAUCCAAUACAACCAAUACAUUUUCAAAGUUUAUUAAUAAGUGAUGAUCUAAACGAAAAUAGGCGUAGUAAUGGGUCAUAUACUGUUAAUAACAACAAUGGCAAUAAUAAUAAUCAAGAUGUUGAUUACUUUCCAUUUCGUCGUGCUUAUCCUUCAAAUGAUCCUGAUGAACGUCCUUUACCAGCUCUUAAAAAUAAGCAUAGAAAUAAUAGUCCAAUAGUAGAUCCAGCUGACGAAGAGCAUUAUACAUCAGAAUUACCAGUCCCAGUGCUUCAUGAACAAUCUUUUGAGAAUUUCAACCAUUCUGAACAUAUACCACCACUUGAUGCAGUUGAAGCUAUUCAAAGAGACAUUGAUACUUAUGAAGAUGAACAAACGAUGAAAUACUUAGAACAAGCAGCUCAUGAUCGCAUGGUCGAUGGUAGAGAAAAUUUUCAGCAUAGUAUUCUUGAUCUUCCUGAGCCAAUGAGCGAAACCAAUCGACGUCAGGCUGGUGUAGCUAUUGAUGUUGUAGGCAUUAACCUUGUUACAAAAGCAUAUAGCAAAUCAUGGGUUUUUCGUGAAAAAGCUCUACUUGAAUUAGAACAGCGUGUAACUGCACCGAAACUUCCUCCUCCUGUAUCACUUCCUGAUACAGCACAUCCUGAUCCAAAAGCUGAAAUUCGAUCAACUACAUUUCUUUUACGUCGUGCAUUAAAUGAUCAAGUUUUGUCAAUAUUUCGUUUAGCCACAAAAUUCGUCAAACCAACAAUUGUCAGUUUUGCUGAUAGAUAUGGUAUUCCACGACCUGAUUUAUAUUAUUGCAUGGAUAAAUUAACUCCAGUAAUUUUUCAACGAACUGGUGAUACUUCAUCACGUGUUAGGGAGAUAGCUAAACAACAAAUUUUAGAUAUGGCACAAUGGCCACAGAUGAAGCAAAAUACAACAUUUUGGAAUGAAUUAGUUCGACCCUUUUCUCCUGUAACAUUAGAUCGUUUAGCUUUAAGUCGAAUUGAACUAGCGACAGAAUUAUAUGCCAGUCGUGGUGUAGAUCCUGUUUUUUGUAAUGAGCAUGGACAUGUCAAUCAGGGAAGUUUUACUUUAGAGGCACUAACUAUAUUCACUGCAAAAUGCUUAGACCAUCGAUCAAACGAAGUUCGUGAAGCUGCUGAAAAUCUCAUAGUUGCUCUUUAUCGUUCUGAAGAUCGAGCUACUGUUCGUAGGCUUAUACCUUUAGAUGAUGUGAAUUCCAAUCGACAUCCUUUAUAUAGAAGACUACUUGGAAAAUUUGAUCGGAUUGACGGAAGAUAUGAUCCACCAUUGAAUGAUCGACCACCUGCGAUUAAAGCUUCAGUCAAACAAAAAGAAGUUGAAGCACUUCAGGCAGACGUUCAACAACUCCGUGCUAUAGUCGAACAUGGGAAUCGUGGUCAUUUGACUACCCACAAGCCUAAUUCACGUGUAUCACGUACUGUACCUUCGCAAAAUUAUGAUAGAAAAUCUGCUUCAAGAUUAAAGAAUAAUGAUCGUAAAUCUGCAAAUAACUCACAACACGGGCCUCCAUCUGCAUCACCGAAUCUUCAGAAUCAUACGUCUAAUCAACAUGGUUCACGAAUUACAAAAAGUGACAAUCCAAACAGAAAUUCUUCAACUGCUAACAUUCAAUUGGAAAUAAAUUCACAACAACAUACUGAAGAAGCAGAAUUUUUACUUAGUUUAGACAAGACAUGUAUAUUUUGUGGAGAACAAAAUGAUUCGUUUACAGAGGAAGGAUUAGAUAUACAUUAUUGGAAAAGUUGUCCAAUGCUUCAUCGUUGUCCUAAUUGUAAACAGGCAUGUUGUCACAUUUGUCUUUGUUUUAUAUAUUGCAUGUUUACAGAAGUAUUUUACUCAGGUAAUCUGAGUAUUGGUACACUAAUUCACUAACCAAAAUAGCUUUUUUAGAUAUAAUUUUAACUUUAGACUAAGUAAUUAGAUGGUGUAGCAAUAAAAUCCUCUCUUGAACUAUUUAUGUCUAUUUACUUUAUGGGAUCUUCAGAAGAUAUUAGUUUACUUAUGAUAAACGACGAGUUUCAUGUUAACCAGCCUCUAGGGAAUGUGAUGAAUACUGCUCUUCGUGUUCUCUCUUUCGAAAUGAGCUCAUGAAAACUGUAUACCCUGUCUAAGCAAAAUUUAAUGAAAUGAUAUAUCGAGUUCGAUUACAUAAUAUCUCACCAAUUCAGGUCAGUUGGUAUCUUUUGGAUAAUCAUUCAAAACUUUGAUGUAAAACCCGGCAUACGAAAUUGAAACCAUUAUUAUUCAUACACAGAAAUAUGUUCAAAAUCUAUCUUGUCACUAGUUUUUAACGUUUUCUUUUAAAAAAUCUGUUUGCCAUCAAAUGAUUUCACAUCGUCUUGUACUGAAUGUGCUCACUUUUAUUAUUUGAUGUUUGAUUUGUAGCCGAUGAGUAUUCGGAAAUAUUCUCAUUUCUGCUGUUGAGAAUAGACCUGGGAGACAUGGGAUCACAUCCACUAGGGAGCAUAAGUUCCCUUAAAAUUCCAGAUACAACUUACAAGUGCCAAGAGGCACAAAACCUAGGUUCAGGAUUUCCUAUCGAUUACCUCAAACCACCUGAUAUUUCAACAUAUCGCACGCAACGUCGAGUCACUUAAACUAGUAGAAAUAUUGCAAAUUGGUUCAUAGAAUCCGAUUGCCACUAAAAAACCGGACAAAUAUAGUGCUAGUCACUACUCGGUGAUCAGUCAGUCGCAGUUUUUUGUAAAUUCUUAUUUCAAGAAACCAAUAAGCAAUAAGCUCGUCAGAUCAGACCAACUUCAUGAUUGUGGAGUAACCAGUGAUGAUAAUGGCCUGAACAAUCAAAGCUCCACAAUUAAACCAUCCAGCCAGAUAACCAAAUAUUACCAAUCACCAACUAGUUAAAAAAUAUCAAAAAAUGACGUUUACUCACACUGAUUUGAUCCACCUUGUUAUAAUAUCUUAUCGAACCGAUGUAACUAUUAGAAUAGACAGGAUUAUUGGAGUGAUAAACUCCUAAAUGAAUGAAACUUUUCUUGUCAGAAGACAAAAAUACUGUUUACCUGAUAGUUUAUAGAUUAAGAAAUUAGAUUUUUUUACGAAUCUCUCUCCAUUUUCGUCCCUUUCUCCCGGUCCAUGUCGUCCCAUGGUAUUUUCUUACCCGGUUUUGUUCAUUCCGACCUCAGCGUAUAGCCUAUUCAUCAGGACAGUCAGAUCGUUUCCUGAGCAAUUCACUAUGAUCCAUUACAGCCUCUUGUAAAACCGAUCUUUAUUAUUGUCAUCGCUAUGAUUGGUAGGUGCAUAACACUGGAUAACAUCCAUUAUGAUUCCCUCCUUCAUUGUUUUGAGGAAUGCUUGAAUGAUCCUGGAUUCAUGAGAUUUCUUUGGACAGCAUCAGAGCAACUCUCUCUGUGUGUGAAGCAUUUUCUUCGUUUUGAUCAGAGUACGGCUUGGGUCUAAUGUGUUUCACUUAUUCUGAGCACCUCCAAUUUGUAUCUCCUUAUUCCCGUACCUAUUUGAUUGGCCCUUCCGGUUUCUCACAUUGUUCGAACAUUCCAUGUACCUCUGUUAAUUGUUGUUGUCGUUGUUAGAAGAGGCAUAGGUCUCAUGACUUCCGAAGAAUCUCGGUUUCUACCAUGAGGUGUCAUAGUUCUUCUGAAUGGAGAUUCUUCAACUCUGAGGGCACAGUUUAAUUGGUUUAAAUUGUUUAAUCUGGUUAGCUUCUUUUUAACCAGGUUGUUUUCUACGAGAUCGGGUUGCUAACCCUAUGCUCAACCCUCUUCUUUUACCCUAACUUGGGACUUAGAGUAACCCUAGAAGAGAGCUACAGACGGAGCUAUUAUGAAAUUAAAACUGAUAAUUAUAUACAGGAACCACUUAAGCAUAAUAGUAUCAUUUCUCAGAUAAUGGGUGAUAAAAUGGAAUCUACAAAGUAAUCAGUGAAACUGAACUUCUACUCACUGUAUCCCAUAUAAGUUAGACAAGUUAUUAAUUUACUGUCAUAAUUUUAGAAGUGAUGAAAUACUAGUUUUUCAUUUAUAACAUAAAUAUCAGUUGACUUAUGUAUUGUAUUUUCUACCGAUGUGAUAUACAAACCGUUCUAAGUUUUCUUAGGCGGUAGCAACAAUAAACCGCUACCUGAUGACCGAUGGGUUAUGUAAAUAGGCUAUUUGUUAUAGCAAUACGAAUUAUUUAUGUUGUCACUAAACUUAUUAUUUAGAUCAUCCUAUGCUAUUAAUAUUUUAAUGUUGUCUAAAUAUAUUAUACGUGCAAACCAAAAUACGUCUUCAGGUUUGGGAAUAAGAAUAUUUCAAUUUAAACUACUGAUUAAAUAUAUUUACCUAGUUAGCUGAUCAUGUGUACCAGUAAUAUCAACCCGUUCAACUUGUUACAUAUUUAUAGGUAGUUGAAAUAGCUGGUUUAACGGAUCAUUUACUUAAAGAAUGUGAAGCUUGUACACCAGGACAGUAUGUUCGCUGUUCUAAAUGUUCAGAAGCUGUAUUAAAAACACAUUUAAGCAAUCAUCAUUGUUUACCUAUCAAAUUAUCUUCUGGACUACGUUGUCCACUUUGUCAUCAUGAUUUACCAAAUUUACCAGAUUCAGUUGCUCCUGGUGGUCCAGAAGAUGUUUGGAAAGCUCAUUUAUUAGGUUCAUCCAAUAGUACUAUUCAAAUGCCUCAAUGUACAGAGAAUCCAAGAAGUUUACAAAGUCAACAACAGAAAUAUAAUGGCCAUUCCACAAAAAAUACCAGUACCUCAGAAGCUAGUGAGUAGUUUUUCAGGUUUUAACAUCUUUUUUAGUUAGCGAUUUGAGGCAUAAUUUUGAUUGCAAGCUGAGUUACUGAAAGUUUAAGUUGAAUUCCUGUAGUUUUUUAUGGGAAGUCGUGAUUAGUGUUGAUAGUUAUCAAUAAAUAUCGUUAGAUAAUGGGGGAAGUGUAUCACAGAUUGACUACAUUUGGAGAUGCUAAUCAUACAAUUUUCAACUUUGUUGUCAAAAUAUAACUUGGCAAGGUCUUGAGCUUAGUCUAUUAUGAUAUCGUUCGUGUUCACUGAUGAAAAGUAAGCCUAUUUACUCUACUUAUUAAACUUUGACAUUAAAAAGGAAGUUAUAUUUGCAAAGAUGGAUGUUAGUCAUUUGGUGUGAAACAUGGAUAAUCUGUCUUCAGAUCACAAGUUUAUGUAAUUGUACGCAGAUUUGAAGUGAGAAAAAGCCAGUAAUCACAAAUUUAGAUGAAAAUUCUUGUUAACUUUGAUUUGGGCAGCUUGAUAGUAUCAUCGGUCUCCACAUAAAACGUAUAAUUCUAAGCUAACUACACAAAUAUUUGUAUUUCGUAAACAAGACAAUUUAUUUUAAAUCUUUAUGUUUACUAAUACUUAAACGAUUGUUAUUUUGAAGUGAAUCACUCGUGAUGUAGGCUCUAAAUCCGAUCCAAAAUAAUUGAAACAGUAGGUAUAAAGGACUGUAUUUACACAGAGACCAGUUAUAUCUUUGUUUCAAAUGGUAGAAUAUGCAAUUUGAAAGGUAUUUGAUUCAUAAUAUUUAUUGACAUAAAUAUAUAUUUCUGAUUGAAAUCAUGGAUCAAUCGAUGUCAGGAUACUUUUGAAAAUGUAGAAGCACUGGACGGCUGUCUCGUCCUAGCAUAGGACUCAUCAGUAGUGCGCAUUCACGAUCCCUCACGCGCGAUUCGAACUCAGUUUAGUUAUCUUUUUUUACAGUAACUAGUUCACUUCUUUUUAGAGGUUAAUAUUUGUAAAUAUAUUUAUAGAAUCACAGUUAUUUUACAAGUAAUAGUUUUGUUGUAGACUACGAUUCGAUUGUUUAUCAUUGGACAACUUAUUUUCAAUCAAAUCGACAUUGUUAUCUGCUUUAAUCUUCUCUGUGUCACUUCCCUCUGUAUUUAGAUAAAACGAAAAGUGGAAUACCUCGACCGUUAAAUGUAAACAAAGUUCGUCCAGUUUAACUAACUUGUACUUUAUUUGCUAUAGUUUUUUUUCGUUUCUUUUCCCCCCCAAAAAAUCAUUUUCUUUCUACCAGUUACAAUUUUAUUGUUGCAGUCUCUUUCUAAAUAGAAUUUUUUCAAUCAUGUACUAUUCUAUCCAUCUAUAUAUUCUUGGCUCACAAGUGGAUUUCUUAUCCAUGAAUAGGCGUAAACGUGUAAAUGUGGUUAACUUUAAUUUACUUUCAAUAUAUGAAAGAGGACAUUAAUGUAUAUGAAAAAUAGAAGACGAAGAAUUAACUCCAUUCCGUUUUCGGCGAAUACAAGCAAUUUAUAUAAAGUCUGUAAAUUGGUCAAUCUUAUUUUCUCAUCUGAAUCAGUAAUUCAUUUUCAUUAAAUGAAGUUUUGUGUAUGUUGGUUCGAAGCUUCAUUCUUUCAUCAUUUCAUGCUUGUAUACAUUGUUGUUAUAAUCUUAUAAAUAAUAUACUUUUGUUUAAAAGAAAAUAUUUGUCAAAUAACUUAUUGUUUAGAUGAACUACAGUUGUUCACGCUACUGUUAAUAAUAAUUAUGUGCCUGUUAUUAACUCUAAAAUUUGGUUUACGAUGUAACGCUGGUACUGUCAUAACCGGUAGAUCUGUGUGUUUGCUGGAGUGUUCGUUUAUUAUACUUUACAAUUCUUAUUUUUUAUCAUUCAGUAUCACCAGCAUUUAAAAAAAACAGUAUUGAUUGUUUUGGUUUUUUCGUCUAAAUGGGUUAUUUUAAAAACAAUAAACCAAUCUCGAUCAUGCUAGUUUCAUCAGCCCUGGUGGGUUGAUUUCUGACGAGAUCUCGGCAUAUAUUCAGAAAACACAAUUGAUCUUUGUCGUUUGUGUUGGUUCUGGCGUAGACAAGACUUAUCUUAUUCUAUGGCUGUGAAACAGUCAUUCAAAGUACAAUGGCUGCCUAGGGUAUAGGUUUUUGGUCAUAGAUAUAUUUUAAGGAUACCUCGCGUCUGGUGGAUAGGUUGAGUAAACGUCGACGAACAAUCUUGACUGUUGUAAGAGUUACUUAGAAGAAACCUAGUGGUGAUCAGACCAUAAUUUAGCGCCAGUUCACAAAGCUAUUGACUGUUGAUCUAACCAUAUUGCUAAAUGCAGACUAUCUCGUGGGUUCCGUGAAAUAGUCGCGAUCAGUAUUGAUAAGGCCUACAAUCGGUUACAACGAAACAGAUGCAUUUAGUCUCUGUUUCUGUAGGUCUUCAUUUCCGGUAUACCUCAAUGUUUCAUCAUUCUGUCUUUUUGAACCAUAUUUUUAAUGUAUAGUCCUCACUAUCAUUACUACUAACUUAUUCCGACUCCUUAAUGUUCAUCUUGUUGAUCACAUUUCAGCCUUGUUGUAUGGUUCGGUAACUUGAGCCAAAACACAUUUAUACCAGGUUCCAUACUGAUGAUGAUUGGCUGACCACAAAUCAUUGAUAAGCUAGUUAAGGAUUAACCUAGCGAAUUGCUAUAACCUUAUUCUAUACGACCAUUAAUCAAGCCAUGUGAUCGAGUAUCACUUCGUCAAGUAAUUCGUUUAUUUUGUUAAGACCUGUUUGAGUUACUCAUCUACACUAUUAAAUGCAUCAGUGAACUUUUCUACUAUAAUCGUUUGAUG
Molecule: messenger RNA, 8528 nt
Organism: Schistosoma curassoni
Lineage: Eukaryota; Metazoa; Platyhelminthes; Trematoda; Strigeidida; Schistosomatidae
Source: the annotation of a GenBank genome assembly